CUUCCUCCCCCACUUCUCGCACCUCUUUCCGCUUUUUGCGCCACUGGACUCUUCACCUUGACCUUGACAACUUUCUACUACUGGCCAGAUACACCACUGCCAAACGACUUCGACUGACCUUACCUUCACGUCGUGCAUCGAAAACUCCGGUAUUGCUCCUUCGUUCUCUCGCGCACAACUGCCACCCUUCUCGCGCCAACAGUGCAAUUUACUACCAAAACAAUCGUACAAUCGUCACCCUCUAGGGACGACGGUUGUAUGCCUCCGCCUUAAUAUACCCUUCCCUUGGUUCAGCUACUUAAUUCAGUCGUCAAAAUGGUUUACGAUUGGGAGGGCAAGGAGGAGAUAUGUUAUCGGAUGUACAUUGAGGAGAAGAAAUCGUUGGAGGAGAUCAUGGAAUACAUGAAGACGGAACAUAACUUCGCUCCUAGUAAACGCGCGUUUCAAACGCAAUUCAAGCGAUGGGAGUUUCCGAGCAAACAGAAUCCGGCGCACAAAAACAUGCCCUUGGUGGCGCGUGUGAAGGAGCUAUGGGAACGUAAUACUAGCCAGAAGGAUAUGCUUCGAAUCCUUAACGAGGAGGAUGGAUUCGACAUUAAGGAGCGUGAGCUUAUGCGGGUACGCGCAAAGAAUCGAUGGCUCCUGCGUGUUCCCAACGGCAUGAAAACGCAGCGAUUUCAAGUCACCCCGGCUCCACCGCCACCACCACCGCCGCCUCCCCCAGUCAAUGGGGAUACCACCAUGCAGGAGCUCGAGCAGGUUCUCCUCCAGCAGCAAGACAAUAAGGACGGUGCAUUGGACGAAGCCACUGCUGCGGCGCUCGUUCCAUUGAUUCCUGAGCCCGAUCUAUCCCCGGAAGUCCUGGCGAAGAGGAGGGAGCGCCUUGAGAAGUUGCAAGCGGAAAGCGCAGAAAGAUGGGCCGCUCGAAAGCGACGACGCCGAACCCGGGGCUGGGCUGGGCUUCCUGCUGAUCCUCCUGGACCUCCCAGGUUUCCAUCGGAAACUACAAUCGAUGAGAGCAAACAACUUCUCAGCUUGGACAAUGAGCUUUAUCGUCAGAUCCGGGAUCAAUUUCAAAGAAUUUGCGAAGAGUGUGGGUUUGUGAAGAAGACUCUGGCGGGUCCAGAACGAUGGCAAGCAGCCAAGGACAGACUCAUCGCGGAAAGUCCACAUCUACAAUCCGUGUUUUGGGGUUCUAAUACGCAACUCGAUGCCAAGGCUUUGGCGCUGGAUGUCGUCUGUACUGAUGUUACAAAGAGAAUGCGGACUCUUGAGCGCCGAAUGACCAUUGCCGAAGCCAAGAAUGCGUUGAACAUCAACCCAGAAGAAAGUCGACAGAUUCGCAACGCCUUUUAUGAGACUCUGAGGGCCGACCAUUUCACCAGCAAGUUAGAGGCAGGAGACGAACAUUGGCGGGAACUCAAAGAUCAGUGGAUUCAGAGCUCGGAUCUUCUCAAGCAGAUUCUUGCUCCCGGUGAUGCGGAUCCCAAUCAUGCGACCAAAGUCAAGGCUAUCGAGGUACUUUGCCGCGAUGUUAUGAAACGUCUACGCGACGACCAGACGAAGCGUGAUCCAUCCCGGAAAAAGUCUACAUCAGCAUCGGCGUCAGCGGCGCUACCACCUUUGGCUUCUCCAGAGGCAGAGCCGCAUCCUGACACCGUGACUACUUCGCCUGUUGCUGGUGUGCCUGCGGGUUCCUCUGCUGCUCCGCCUGUGGCCCGCGCGGUGGGUCCUCCGACCCCGAUGCAACCAGACCAUGGUGACUUGCAGAUUGAUCCUUCGCUCCUGCUUGCUGCAAACGAUCCAUCCCUUACCAUGGAUCAACAGCAGCAACAUCAUCAAUUUGCCACACCAUCCUUUGUCUCAGCGACGCCGUACCCGCCGCCUCCUACUACCAUCCCCAUUUAUUUCCGCCUUAGUCCUCUGUCGCAAAUGCCGCCUUCUGCGCCCAAACUGUGGCUUGGGACUCUUACAUCUAAUUCUGUGGCCGAGUUGCGUCAGCUGGCGACAGCAAAGCAUCCCGGGACAUCCAUCGUGCGUAUCGAGGGAAUGGUCAAGGAUGGGAAUGGCAAUGAGGUUUCCUUUGAGAUUGAUGAAGAUGAUGAGUUGGACGCGUAUCUGGCACACGUUGGCGGCGGCAAAGCCAUCAUCGUAGUCCAAUUAGCAAAUGCUUUUGUGUGA
This is a messenger RNA of Xylona heveae TC161, 2181 nucleotides long. RefSeq lists its product as hypothetical. The coding region runs from base 316 to 2181 and encodes 621 amino acids. The transcript has 2 exons. The record is from RefSeq and is a predicted model, not a curated record. Lineage: Eukaryota; Fungi; Ascomycota; Xylonomycetes; Xylonales; Xylonaceae.